UGACUCCUAGCAAAAGUACAAAUAUUUAUUGAAAUCGUUGACUUCCUUAUCACUACUUUAAUCGACCAAUUAUUUGUUUGGUUCUUGUAAAAUAUAUCAAGUGGCGGUACUUUGUGAAUAGAAUACAGUUAUUUUAUAGAUAGAUAGAUUAUUCAUUCAAGUGCCAAUAGGCCAAAUAGGAAACGAGACGCUGCUUCAGUUGCUAACAAGUGACUAAAAGUGACGGCGUGGCUCUUUGGCCGAACAUUAAAAAUUAUUGUUUUGAAAUACCUAUAUUGGAUGACCUCACAUACUCGUCAUUGGUAAAUAACGUAGAGGAUGAGAUCGUAUAAUGUGAUAAUAAUUAAAAUCAAAGCACGAUUGAUCUAUACGAUAUUUGAUAAUGUGGCUAAUCAGCCAAGAUAUCGUUAUGACGGGCCACAAGAUAUGAGGAUUAUGUUAGAGCGGGCUGGUGCCGAACCAGUGUUUUACCAUAUCCUCAUUUACUUCGACAGGUUUCCGGUGAUAACACAAACUCGCUAUUUUGUUUAUUUGAAAUAAAAAUAAGUGUCGUAUUUCCAAAAGUGAUACAGUGCCUGUUAAUAGUGAAAAUAUGACUUUUGUGCAUUAAGAAAUAUCUCGAAUGGCGAAACCUAAAACUCCUGGAUUUAGGGCUCUAGAUGAGGAGAGCGAUGAGGAUUCGGAGUUAACUCCAUUAUAUGAUGACAUUGAAGAUUUAGGACAAAGAACAGCUCAGGAGGCAAAAGGAUGGAAUCUAUUCCGAGAGAUUCCUGUGAAGAAGGAGAGUGGGUCUAUGGCAUCCACUGCCUGGAUAGACUUCAGUGUAAAGAUCCUCAAAGUUGGGGCGUACAUUUUUAUAUUUUGCAUAGUGCUCGGUUCUGCGGUUGUGUCUAAGGGCACGCUGCUUUUCAUCACAUCACAACUGAAAAAGGGCAAAGCAAUCAUUCAUUGUAAUAGGCAGUUAGAACUCGACAAGCAGUUUAUAACAGUCCACUCAUUGGAAGAGCGUGUGACGUGGCUAUGGGCUGCCUUCAUAGCAUUCAGCGUUCCAGAAGUUGGCAUUUUCUUAAGAUCAGUAAGAAUAUGCUUCUUCAAAACAGCACCGAAGCCUACGUUUUUGCAGUUUUUGACGGCCUUUAUAGUAGACACUCUUCACACAGUAGGCAUUGCGUUACUGGUCUUGUUCAUCCUGCCUGAACUAGAUGUGGUUAAAGGAACAAUGCUGAUGAAUGCCAUGUGCUUCAUACCUGGAGUACUCAAUGCCGUCACAAGAGACCGCACAGACUCUAGAUAUAUGCUUAAAAUGGUGCUAGAUGUUCUGGCCAUCUCUGCUCAAGCAACUGCCUUCGUUGUCUGGCCUCUGCUAAACGGCAACAGUGUUCUGUGGACCAUUCCUGUAGCAUGCGUCUUCAUUUCACUUGGUUGGUGGGAAAAUUUCGUCGGUGAUAUUGGGAAGCAAUGGCCAGUUCUCGAACCUGUGCAAGAACUUCGAGACAAUCUGAAGAAGACUCGUUACUACACGCAGAGAGUGAUGUCAUUAUGGAAGAUAUUCAUAUUCUUGAGCUGCAUCCUGAUAUCUCUAGCAGUCCAAGAAGAUAGUCCACUCGCUUUCUUCACGGAAUUCAGCACGGGCUUUGGUGAACGUUUCUACAAAGUUCAUGAGGUUCAAGCAAUCCAAGAUGAAUUCGAAGGUUUUCUGGGCUACAACGUCAUGCCGUUACACUUUGAUAAAAUGCCAGUUGAAUGGGCUACUCCACUGUGGGUGGUGCUUAUUCAAGUCGUGGCAUCUUUCGUUUGCUUUAUGGGAAGUUUAACUGCUUGCAAGAUCCUAAUACAGAACUUCAGCUUUACAUUUGCGCUGAGUCUUGUUGGUCCUGUCACCAUCAACCUGCUGAUUCUGCUAUGCGGCAUAAGGAACGCGGAUCCCUGUGCUUUCAGCCAUACUAUACCAGAUAAUCUAUUCUUUGAAAUACCACCUGUUUAUUUCUUAAGGGAGUUUGUAGGGAAAGAGGUAGCGUGGAUUUGGUUACUGUGGCUCGUGUCUCAAGCUUGGGUGACGGCUCACAACUGGAAGUCACGUGCGGAGCGUCUCGCUGCCAGUGACCGACUGUUCAAUAGACCUUGGUACUGCAGCCCAGUCAUCGACCAAUCAAUGCUCUUGAAUCGAACGAAGAAUGAAGAGGCUGAAUUGACGUUAGAGGAAUUAAAAGACACAGUAACUGAGGACGGGUCUGAGCUUAGCGGAUUUGAAGUGAAGAAAGAUGUGAAACCUUCCGAUAGCAUUACAAGGAUAUAUGUCUGCGCAACUAUGUGGCACGAAACGAAGGAAGAAAUGAUGGACUUCUUGAAGUCUAUCCUGCGUUUCGAUGAGGAUCAGAGCGCUCGUCGCGUUGCCCAGAAGUAUUUGGGAAUCGUUGAUCCUGACUACUACGAACUGGAAGUACACAUAUUCAUGGACGAUGCUUUCGAGGUGUCGGACCAUAGCGCGGAUGACUCGAAAGUGAAUCCUUUCGUGACGUGUCUUGUGGAGACUGUCGACGAGGCUGCUUCAGAGGUCCAUCUCACCAAUGUGAGGUUAAGACCUCCGAAGAAAUAUCCCACACCAUACGGCGGCCGACUAGUUUGGACUCUACCAGGAAAGAACAAAAUGAUAUGCCACCUCAAAGACAAGUCCAAAAUACGACAUAGAAAAAGAUGGUCUCAAGUGAUGUACAUGUACUACCUACUGGGACACCGCCUAAUGGACUUGCCGAUCUCAGUAGACCGCAAGGAAGUGAUCGCAGAGAACACCUAUUUACUCGCUUUGGAUGGCGACAUUGAUUUCAAGCCGACUGCAGUUACAUUACUAAUUGAUUUGAUGAAGAAAGAUAAGAAUCUGGGAGCAGCUUGCGGACGUAUCCAUCCUGUGGGCUCAGGCUUCAUGGCGUGGUAUCAAAUGUUCGAAUACGCUAUUGGUCAUUGGCUGCAAAAGGCAACUGAACACAUGAUUGGCUGUGUACUGUGUAGCCCUGGCUGCUUCUCCCUCUUCAGAGGAAAGGCUUUGAUGGACGACAACGUUAUGAAGAAGUACACUCUAACUUCACACGAAGCGCGACAUUAUGUGCAAUACGAUCAAGGCGAGGACCGUUGGCUCUGCACGUUGUUACUGCAGCGUGGCUACCGAGUAGAGUACAGUGCAGCUUCGGAUGCGUACACUCACUGUCCGGAACAUUUUGACGAGUUCUUUAACCAGCGCAGACGCUGGGUUCCCUCCACCCUGGCCAACAUAUUCGACCUGCUCGCCAGUGCCAAGAUGACGGUCAAGGCCAAUGAUAACAUUUCCACUCUCUAUAUAGUUUAUCAGUUCAUGUUGAUAGUGGGUACGGUGCUGGGUCCUGGUACUAUCUUCCUGAUGAUGGUGGGUGCCAUGAACGCCAUUAUUCAGAUCAGUAACUUGUACGCGAUGAUGUUGAACCUGGUUCCUCUUAUCAUCUUCCUUAUAGUCUGCAUGACUUGCCAGUCCAAAACACAGCUCUUCCUGGCUAACCUCAUAACAUGCGCAUACGCAAUGGUGAUGAUGAUCGUGAUAGUGGGAAUAGUGCUGCAGAUAGUCGAGGACGGAUGGCUGGCUCCGUCCAGUAUGUUCACAGCUUUGAUAUUUGGUACAUUCUUUAUAACAGCCGUACUGCACCCCCAAGAAAUAAAAUGUUUACUGUAUCUGGCUGUGUAUUACGUCACCAUUCCCAGUAUGUACAUGCUGUUGAUCAUCUACUCUAUAUGCAACCUCAACAACGUGUCCUGGGGUACCAGGGAAACGGUGCAGAAGAAAACUGCUAAGGAAAUGGAAAUGGAGAAGAAAGAGGCAGAGGAAGCAAAGAAGAAGAUGGAGAACCAGAGCUUGAGGAAGUUGUUUGGUAAGGGAGAGGAGACGAGUGGGUCGCUGGAGUUCAGUGUCGCCGGGCUGUUCCGAUGCAUGUGCUGCACCAACCCGGAGGACCACAAGGACGAUCUGCACAUGAUGCAGAUCUCACACGCCUUGGAGAAGAUUAAUAAGAGAUUAGAUGCACUCGAUGUCCCUCCCGAGCAAACGCUAACACAAACGCUCCCACACACAAACAUCGACACGGUUAGUGUACGAGAAUAUGAGGACAGCGAGAUUUCCACAGAAAUUCCUAGGGAGGAACGAGAUGACCUGAUAAACCCUUACUGGAUAGAGGACGUGGAACUCCAGAAGGGUGAAGUGGACUUCCUUACGACGGCAGAGACUAACUUCUGGAAGGAUGUUAUCGACGAGUACUUAUUGCCUAUUGAGGAGGACAAGCGCGAAUUGGAACGAAUCAAAACCGAUCUGAAGAACUUGCGAGAUAAGAUGGUGUUUGCGUUCGUGAUGCUGAACUCCCUGUUCGUGCUGGUCAUCUUCCUGCUGCAGCUCAGCCAGGACCAGCUGCACUUCAAGUGGCCCUUCGGACAGAAAUCCAGCAUGGAGUACGAUAACGAUUCGAAUAUGUUCACCAUAACCCAAGAUUACUUGACGCUGGAGCCUAUAGGUUUCGUGUUCCUCAUCUUCUUCGGUUCCAUCAUCUUGAUCCAGUUCACCGCCAUGUUGUUCCAUCGACUGGACACGCUGGCCCACUUGCUGUCCACCACUAAAUUGGAUUGGUACUUCAAUAAGAAGCCGGAUGACUUAUCGGAUGACGCGCUAAUAGACUCUCUGGCGUUGACAAUAGCGAAGGAUCUUCAACGACUGAACACCGACGACCUGGACAAGCGUGAUAACAACGACCACGUUACCAGGAGGAAGACCAUUCAUAACUUGGAGAAAGGGAAGGAGAGCAAACCGGCUAUUAUCAACCUUGAUGCCAACUUUAAGAGGAGAUUGACUAUAUUGCAGAAUGGAGAUUCAGAAUUGAUCUCUCGCCUGCCAUCUUUGGGAGGUAACUGGGCAACUCGACGCGCCACGGUGCGUGCGCUGACCACGCGACGAGAAUCCGUCAUGGCGGAGCGACGCAAGUCGCAGAUGCAGAGCCGUCCCUCUGAGGGAACCUUCAUGUAUAACCCUCCCGGCAUGAUUCAACUAGACGAUAUGGGUGGUCGACCAUCGACGGCGGGAGUGUACGUGAACCGAGGAUACGAGCCAGCACUAGACAGUGAUAUAGAGGACACUCCGGUACCUCCGCGACGCUCUACCGUACGCUUCCAAGACCACUUCGCAUAACCACAAAAUCUUACUGACAUCUUUUCAAAAGAUUUUCGACUCUAUUAAG
Molecule: messenger RNA, 5243 nt
Organism: Spodoptera exigua (beet armyworm)
Lineage: Eukaryota; Metazoa; Arthropoda; Insecta; Lepidoptera; Noctuidae
Source: the annotation of a GenBank genome assembly